AUGGCCCUGGUGCAAAGCCCACCGACAGUCUACCCCUCCGGCAUUUCUCAACGUGACGGUCUGCCUUUCUAUAGCAUUUCGGGAGCUGGCACCAGUUACCCACGCAGCAACCCACCAGUGCUUCCACCUCAACGCAGCCCAUCUAAGUAUGCAUAUGCACCACACCUAGUGCCCGAGUGGAGACGGAACGAAGCUCUUCCUGACAAAUUACUUCUUGAUGGCGACCUCCAGGCAGCUUACAACGAAAUGACUCGGUUCUCGCCAAGCAAAGUGAUCAGAAAUCUUGGAAUCCACCCUACCUAUUAUCAGCGCAGUGUUUCCCACAAUGAGCACUCUAUUUUUCCACACUUGAGAUCGUCAGUCAAUUAA
Messenger RNA from Mesocestoides corti, 369 nucleotides. NCBI's taxonomy places the organism in Eukaryota, Metazoa, Platyhelminthes, Cestoda, Cyclophyllidea, Mesocestoididae. The record is from the annotation of a GenBank genome assembly.